This is a messenger RNA of Truncatella angustata, 741 nucleotides long. RefSeq lists its product as uncharacterized. NCBI's taxonomy places the organism in Eukaryota, Fungi, Ascomycota, Sordariomycetes, Amphisphaeriales, Sporocadaceae. The coding region runs from base 1 to 741 and encodes 246 amino acids. The record is from RefSeq and is a predicted model, not a curated record. The transcript is spliced from 2 exons.
AUGCCCAUAAUCGAAGCCCAUAUUGUUACUGAUACUCAACAUUCCCCAUUUUCCUCUUCUACUACUACUACUACUACUACUACUACUACUACUACUACUACUACUACUACUACUACUACUACUACUACUACUACUACUACUACUACUACUACUACUACUACUACUACUACUACUACUACUACUACUACUACUACUACUACUACUACUACUACUACUACUACUACUACUACUACUACUACUACUACUACUACUACUACUACUACUACUACUACUACUACUACUGCUACGACCACUACUACUACUGCUACGACCACCACCACCACGACGAUGGGAACGUUGAUGUGCCAUUUGUCAAUCAUGCCAGCUCAAUCCUUUGCCGCAAUACGACGGAUCGUGAAAUUCCAACGACAAUGGGAACCAGCACUUGUCGCCGUACUUGAUCGUGUCCUCUGCAGUCAGUUCUCCCGCAACAGUCAUGGAACCUUUCAUGUCACAGGCCCCAUUACGCACGAUCUCACACAAGAGCUCUUGGACGUAUUCACAGUGGCGAAGCCGCCUUGCUGUGAUUCAUCAUUGGAAAUCAUGAUGGCAGUGGUUGCUACGACAACGAGACGUGAAGUUUUUAUGAACUGCAUAAUGAUUGAUGAAGUGGACUGGAUGACUGGGAGACUAGAUUUAUCAAAACAAUCUCACAAGUUACCCAGAAAGCUCAAUGGUUCAGUGAUCAAGGAGAAAUCCUAA